Messenger RNA from Gryllus bimaculatus (two-spotted cricket), 962 nucleotides. Lineage: Eukaryota; Metazoa; Arthropoda; Insecta; Orthoptera; Gryllidae. The record is from the annotation of a GenBank genome assembly.
UAGAACAACUAAGAGUAGGGGGAAAAGAUUACGUCAUAAGCACCCCUCUUUGCAUCGACCCGAAAGAAGCAUUCCGUUUUCGAAAACCAAAGAAGGCGGGUUUAGCAGGCACACAGUGCGUUCGGUUGAACUAUGCGUUAGUCGUGGCUCUGGUUUGUGUUUGGUGCGAAAGAGAAAAGCGGGAUAUUGUAGUGUCAGAGAAGACUAUUUAGGAAAAUUCAUUCUCUGUGUGUAGAAAGAAGAACUGUCUUAUGAUUGAGACGGUAGCAGUUAACAAACGGACGGAAACUCAGCUGCAGGUGUUCGUGUCCACACCUGUCUUGUUGCAGGAACAGUUGAAGGUGACGAAACUAUGAAGCCGUGAUUACAAUGUCUUCGUGCCUCUACUAAUGGACGCGAAAAGGAUGCUGCAUGUUUCCGCCUUGAUAGACUAUUUUCUUUCUGAGUGCGUGCGCUUACGCACAGGCCGGGCCCAGUUCGGCCCUUUCACGCACAUAUUCAUCGCUGAUCCGAGGGACGUGCAGGUGUUCGUGUCCAACGCUAAGAACCAAGACAAGACGUUUCUGUACAGAUUCACCGCCGAAGCCAUUGGUGAAGGCCUUGUCUCAAUAUCAGGGGCAAAAUGGAGACGUCACCACAAGAUCAUCGCACCAGCGUUCUUUUCGGAUGUCCUGGAGUCGUUUGUCUCCGUCUUCAACCGCCAUAGUGAUGCUUUUGUGGAGAACCUUCGUAAUCACGCCGAUGGCAAUCCGUUUGACGUGGAACCAGAAUUGGAAACCCUGGCGUUCUCUAUCAUAUGCGAAACCGCCAUGGGAAUUCGAAUGGGCUCUGAAACCGACAAAGAUAGACAAUAUUACAAAGCAUUAGAAGUGGCAUCCGCGCGCGGCGCGCCAAGGUCGAGGCGCUUUCCGCCGCCGCCGCCGCCGCCGGCCCCGCCCCCACCGGCGCGGAGGAGACGCCGC